This is a messenger RNA of Acanthisitta chloris (rifleman), 1878 nucleotides long. RefSeq names its product ribonucleoprotein, PTB-binding 2 (gene RAVER2). Lineage: Eukaryota; Metazoa; Chordata; Aves; Passeriformes; Acanthisittidae. The record is from RefSeq and is a predicted model, not a curated record. The transcript is spliced from 12 exons. Gene Ontology annotation, cellular component: cytosol. Gene Ontology annotation, molecular function: mRNA binding. Bases 1 to 1878 code for a protein of 625 amino acids.
AUGCAGGUGAUGCAGGUACCGCAGGUACCGGUAGCCGAGGUGAUGCCGGUACCGGUACGCGAGGUGAUGGAGCUACCGGAAAUUCAUGAGUUAUUUAAAGAUUAUGAAAUCAAGUAUUGUUAUGUGGACAGAAAUAAAAGAACAGCCUUUGUCACUCUUUUGAAUGGAGAACAGGCCCAGAGUGCCAUUCAGAGAUUCCACCAGUAUUCCCUCAGGGGAAAGGAGAUAUCUGUGCAGCUCCAACCCACAGAUGCUCUGCUGUGCAUCACUAAUUUACCCAUUUCAUUGACACUAGAAGAGUUUGAAGAACUUGUCCGUGCCUAUGGCAAUGUGGAGAGGUGUUUCUUGGUGUAUAAUGAAACUACUGGGCAUUCCAAGGGCUAUGGAUUCGUGGAAUACAUGAAGAAGGACUCUGCUGCAAAGGCCAGGCUGGAACUUCUGGGCAAGCAGUUAGAGGAGAGCAUUCUCUUUGCACAGUGGAUGGAUGUGAACCAGCUGACCACAAACCUUAUUCACUCCAAGUGCCUUUGUAUUGAUAAAUUACAAAAAGACUCUGCUGAGUCAAAAGAUCUGAUCCAAGUUUUCUCCCUCAAGUACAAACCUGUGUUCUGCCAGUUUGCUCAGGAUGAAGACAGUGGCAUCGGUGACUUCGCCGUGGUUGAGUAUGAGACUGCAGAGCAGGCAGAGAAGGUCUGGGAAGUCACAGAUGGCAUCACCUUUAAAGGGAAGAGACUCCAAGUGUCCUACUGUGCCCCUGGAGCACCAGGCAGGAGCACCUUAGCAGCACUGAUAGCAGCGCAAAGGAUGAUGAGGAACAACAGGAAAGGCUUACUUCCAGAGCCAAAUCCAGUGCAGAUCAUGAAGAGUUUUAAUAAUCCAGCCAUGCUGCAGAUGCUGCUGCAGCCCCAGCUUCGUGGCCAUGCUGUGAAACCUGUUCUGGGAGCGUCUGCAGGUUUGCCUCACCUAAUAAAUUCAGCUGUUGGUUCACCUUUUCUGCAGCUGAAUAAAGUUCAUCAGAGCUCAAUUCUGGGGAGUGCAUCCAACCUGCUGCUGCAGAGCCCUGCUCACCUGCCACUGCCCCAGCAGCAGCUCAUGAAGAUUGAGAACAUUCAGGCUAACAGUAAACCAGGUUUGCUGGGUGAGCCUCCAACAAUGCUCCUGCAGACAGUGCUGGGAAUAGGGGUGAUGCCAGCAGUGAGCUCAGGCAUGGGGACCCGAGGAGAAGCUCUGAAGUCAUCUAAUCCAACUCCAAUUCCAACAGCAGCAGCGGCAGGGAUGGGCAUGCUGCCAUUCUUUCCCAAUCAGCACAUUGUUGGACAAGCUCUACCAGGGCAAAAUAAUGCUGCAGACAAACCCUCCGAGGCAGCUGUGUCAGGAUCACAGCCUUAUCCCCAGCCCCUGGCAGCCCUUCCUGGGGGAGCUCUGCGUGCUGGACCUGCCAAACCACACAGCCAGCCCAAAAGCACUGAGGUGAGCUUGGGAACUCCCCUGAAAAAACAAACUUCUCUGCUUGGGGAACCACCAAAAGAAAUACGUCUGAGCACCAACCCUUACUUGAAUUUGGCAAGUGUGUUGCCUGGUAUCUGCCUGCCAGCAAUUGCCAGCAAAGCCUCCAGUCCACCUCAGCAGACCGGAAUUCCAAAUAAUGUCGUGGAUGCUGCUGUGUCUCAGGGAACUGCAUCACAACAUGCCAUGGAAAAUUACUUCGGCUACUCUCAGCCGCACGGGGAAUACACACAGGUGGCUCCAGCGCGCAGCGAGAAGCGCAGCUCCUCGUACCUCAUUCCCUCCCCCGAUGCCAGCCCUGUGGAAUUCCAGGCUCCAGGCUCGGCCGUGCGUUACACAGAGUCCUCCCUCAAAAAGAAACGUGUGUACUGA